GGCAUUGCGACGCCGGCCAUCGCGGUCCGCGACCACCUGCCGCCGCACCAUGGUUUGCGAUGACGGCUUACACGCUUCAUCACCUCACCUUCGUCGAAAGUCUUUACGCCGACUCGCAUCCACGCGUGGUUUCAAACCUCGAAUAGCCUGCGAUUCAGGCUGGAUAAGGGUAUUUGAUGGACUAGAGCCCUUCUCGGUUGAUGCAGCCAGUAAGUUAGUCAAGGUUUCACACAACACCACCGUUGAAGAUUUAAACAAAACGCUAGGUUUUGGAGAAGAGUUGACAUUAUGGAUGCAAAUAGGCGGAGAAAAGUCUAGGCGAAUGGAACUAGAUGAAUUUCCUUUGCGAAUUCAAGAGCAAUUUUUGGCUACAUAUGGUUGGAAGUCUGAAGCGCGUCGUUUGCGUUUGGCAGUAGACCCUGAACUGCGACAUUCUCUGCGAUGGUGUACUGGACCGACUACGCGUUUCGGGGGUGCUUUGCGAUCCGGAACUCUUUACGUGCUGAAGGGACAUGUAUUCCCACAAUGGAAACCACGACCAGCUCACAUAAUUGGUUCAUGUUUGCAUACUUACGGUACGUCAUGGGAAAUGCUAGAGCUAAGUGGAGGUGCUAUCGAAUUUUGUAACCCCAAGUCCCAGAGGUUGGUGAUAUGCGUGAAGCCUCGUUGUCAAGGAAACAGUAUUCCGAAUGAUGGAGGAAUGAAUCAUCUCUUCUUGGGUUUCAAUAAUGUGUGGGAGAGAAAUAUGUGGUUCUGCUGGUUAAAAGAGGCUAUUCAAAGUACACAACCCCCAAAUGUGCUGGAUCUUAGCGGUUGCGGGCGCGCUUCUCUCAGCGCCGCCCUAGCUCAGCACGCAGUUGGUGCAUUUACGGUGCGGGUGUUACGCAUCCGCCAGAAUACACUUUCUGUGCUGCCCCCGCAAGUGUGGAACUUGCACUCACUAACACAUCUCGAUAUCACCGACAACAGAAUAAGAGAACUACCUGAAGAAAUAUGCCAAUUAACACAGUUGGAGGAGCUGUAUGUGAGUGAGAACGAGUUGAUAUCACUUGAUUGCAUCUUAAGACUGCCGCGACUAAGGACCCUAGUUGCUAACCACAAUUUGAUUACCACUUUUGGAUCUGGUGACCUACAAAUGGGCCUUGAGGAAGAAAAUAAGACUGAAUACCGCGCACCACUCACUAGCGUAGACCUUCGCCAUAACAAAUUGAAAGGAAGCAUUAUACUUGGUAAUUAUGAACACCUGGUGUCCCUGGAUGUGUCACACAAUGCCGUGGAAGUACUGGUGGUAUCAGCGUUGCGAGGGCUCCGAGAGCUGUACGCGGCACACAACUCCCUUCAGCACUUAGCACUUCAUGGUGCUUCACUACGUAUAUUGCGAGCACCCCAUAACCAAAUAGAAACACUGACAAGUACAGUUCCGCCUAUAAAUUUAAUAGAAAUUGAUGUUUCUCAUAAUAAACUGACUUCACUACCACAUUGGCUGAGUGGUUGCUCUGAUCUGACAACACUUUAUGCCAGCAAUAACCAGCUAACAUCGCUACCAGAACACUUAUUCUGUAGUGAACUCUCUAGUCUCAGUAAACUGCAUCUGGCUCAUAAUAAAAUAUCCAACAUUCCAUCAAUGCCGAGAUUAAGAGCUCCAUUAAAAGAACUAUUACUACAUGAUAACUGUAUACAGGCAUUACCUGAAAACUUUUUUUCUGUUUGUGAUAGAUUGCAAAUAUUGAAUUUAUCUAAUAAUAAAUUGAAUCGAUUACCUCACGCCCGUGGACCAUCCUCGCACUGUCUAGAACGACUUUAUCUAACAGCGAACUGUCUAACUGAUAAUGUUGCUGAUGUAAUUAUCGCAUUUCGUGGGCUAAAGAUAUUACAUAUUGCGUACAAUUGCUUGACCAAUUUACCUGAUAGCUGCGUUAAUUUCUGGCCUGAAAUUGAGGAACUUGUUUUAUCAGGAAAUUCUUUUUUAAAACUACCAGAAAAUCUACCACAACUAAAUAAUAUCAGAAUUGUACGCGCUCACUCCAACAGAUUGAAAUCAGUUCCCAUGUUUGCUUGCAGUGCAUCUGUAAAAAUUUUAGAUUUCGCACACAAUGAACUGGACAGUAUAGAUUUAAGAUUAUUAGCUCCAAAGCAAUUAAAAUUCCUCGAUAUUUCGUGUAAUAAAAAAUUGCAGAUUGAUCCUUCGCAAUUUCAUGUGUACAGAUGUCAAAGACCUCUCAGUCUUGUUGAUGUUACUGGUAGGAAUUCGUUACCAUAUACGCAAAAAAGUGGUUAUCAUGAAGAACUAAGUGGAUCAGCUCCAUGGACUACAGGUUUCUCAGAAUGCCCUAAUAAAUCCCUUCAGUUAUGUUGCGCUCAAAUUAGAUUACCAUCGUUUUGUAAUAAAGAAGGACUAUUUGCAAUUAUUGAUGGUGAAAAUGACACAGAAGUUCCAAAGAUAUUACAGAAAAAUUUACCUGGGCUUCUACUCGAGGAAAAGUCUAUAAAAGAGACUGUAAGCGAAUACAUGAAAUAUGUUGUGUUAUCCGCACACAGAGAAUUAAAAGAAAAAGGCCAAAAGAAAGGCGCCUGCUUGAUAAUGUGUCAUUUAACACCAAUGUCAUUACCAGAAAAUGGAUUUGGACAAAUGUCUAAGCGAUAUAAUUUGAAACUUGCUAACGUGGGUGAUACUAAGGCUAUAUUGAGUAGACGAAAUGGACCCUUAAAUUUAGGUUUAGGAAAUAAUAAACGUUUAGGGUAUUCAUCUCGUUAUCCUAAUACAAUACCCGACCCUGAUGUGAUUCAAACAGUUAUUAAAGAAGAUGAUGAGUUUUUAAUAAUGGGUAAUGGAAAAUUUUGGAACGCAGUUAGCAUAGAUACUGCAGUAUCUGAAGUGAGAGCUGAACGAAAUCCAGUACUUGCAGCAAAAAGGUUGCAAGAUUUAGCCCAGAGCUACGGUAUAGAAGAUUGCAUUUCAGUUCAGGUUAUACGAUUUGAUACUGCUCGUGCUGAUGUUGAUUUACUAAUGCGAGAGUUAAGACAAACCAUAUGUAGUAAUAAUAAAUCGGUAUGCAGACCUGAUUGCUGCUGCUCAAGGAUAGAGGCAUGUUGUCAUUCUACUACUCCGCCCAAACCAGGUAGUGAUCGAUCAUCACCCAGCGGUCAAAGUGAUCGUCCACCAAGUGAAACAGUGAGUCAUCAACAUUAUUCCAGUGUGCGAUCACAAAAUAGAGCCUCUGAACGGAGAAGUUGCCGUGGAGGAGUAGCUCGUGCAAUACGUGUACGUGUUGAGGAAGACAAAGAAGAUGAUUCAAGAAACGAUGAACUACCGUCGUCGGAUGAACAAUUCAAAUGUUGGGAGUAUAUGUUAGAACAAAACACGCAGAUGUUAUUUGACAAGGAAUUAGACAAUCUUUCGAAGGGAAUAAAAUCAAAUGUUAGCAGUUUACGAAAUGUUAAAGGUUUAUCGGGCAGUAGUCCACAACUUCAUUUAUCUGGCAAGCAACCUAAAGGCGUUCCAUUUUUAUCCAAACAUUUUGGCAGUGCUAGGUCUUUUGGAACAGCGUUAAAACCCGAUUUUCGUUUUGGUUCAGGAAGAUUACCCAAUGGCGGUCCAAAUGCUGCAUAUUUCGGAUCAUUACAACGUUUAAUGCCUUAUCACUUAGAGUAUGAUUUUGCUGUAAUACAGGAAAAGACAGCUCAAUCUCAAGACUCUUUAGAUCUUGAAGGUCGAAUGCAACAGUACUGGGGAGUGGCUACGACUGAAUUAUAAAUACAUGAAAUAAAAUAACCAUUUGUAAAUAAAACUCAAAAUAAUGUAGCAUAUUUAGUGUGUAUAAUUAUUUAUGUAUAAUAUGUACCAUUCAUCUGUCGACUAGAUUUUUUGCACAAAGUAUUUUAAUCACUAUGGACUUAGUUUAUAUUACUUAUAUUUAUCACAUUAAUCUUAUGUACAGUAUUAUAAUAGGUACUA
Achroia grisella is the source of this 3955-nucleotide messenger RNA. RefSeq names its product protein phosphatase PHLPP-like protein (gene Phlpp). Gene Ontology annotation, molecular function: protein binding. NCBI's taxonomy places the organism in Eukaryota, Metazoa, Arthropoda, Insecta, Lepidoptera, Pyralidae. The record is from RefSeq and is a predicted model, not a curated record. Gene Ontology annotation, cellular component: plasma membrane. The transcript is spliced from 7 exons. The coding region runs from base 50 to 3754 and encodes 1234 amino acids.